This is a messenger RNA of Hyla sarda, 5429 nucleotides long. RefSeq names its product G protein-coupled receptor 179 (gene GPR179). The transcript is spliced from 11 exons. The coding region runs from base 564 to 5120 and encodes 1518 amino acids. NCBI's taxonomy places the organism in Eukaryota, Metazoa, Chordata, Amphibia, Anura, Hylidae. Gene Ontology annotation, biological process: G protein-coupled receptor signaling pathway. Gene Ontology annotation, molecular function: G protein-coupled receptor activity. The record is from RefSeq and is a predicted model, not a curated record. Gene Ontology annotation, cellular component: membrane.
UCGAUCUAUUAGCAAGCACAGGGAUUAGGCAGCCACAUUAUGGGUAUCGGGCACAGGGCAGGGGGCAGUGCCAGGCAGAGAUUGGGGAAUGAAGUGACGUACAUUUAACCGUAGCAAGAUAGAGAGGGAGGGGGUUACAGGAGAGAAAUAGAGGAAUCGAGAGAAGAGAGAGAGAGAAUCGCAGGAAUUGAUAAUAUAUCAGGGAAGACCGAUAAGAGAGGGAGUGAGAAGAGGAGUCUGAGAGAGAAAGUGGUGAUGGGCUGUACAGGAUAGAGAUGUAGAGAUAGAGGGAGGGGUGAGACAGGAGGGAGUGGGAAGGAAGCAUGGGAAUCUUAGUGCAAUAGAUAGGACUAGAUACGUCCAUAGUGCACGUGAGACCGUAGCAGAUAUCUGUUGCUUAGGGUUCCUCCGUAGAUGGCAUCAGACAACUGAUGGUUCAUGCCCUGACAGGCAUUUGGUCCUUCUGUGCGAUGGGGUAUCCGUGUUCGGAAGAGAACUGGCCAAGACUCCUCCAACGAUUGGCAGGGAUGGGAUCCCUGGCAUGAUUUCUUCCUCACGGAGAGAUGGCGGUGCUAUGGUGGGCGCUGUUAUGGUGCCAUCAUGCCCAGCAUUUCCUCCAUGCCAAUGAGGAUUUUCAGAGCCCUUCUUGGAAUUAUGCCAUUGACGAGUGGACACCGACUCCGACCCCCCCUCCAUCACCAACAUCUUCGUCACCUCUGCCAACUCCCUCUGUUCCUGUGUCUGUCCCCUUUUUUCCAGACCCUUCUCCCACUCCUCCAGUUUCCUAUUCCCUUCCAUUUUCAUCAUCUCCUACAUCGCCAACCCAAACAACGCCAUUUGAGCCAUCCACUCCAUAUGUGGACCAGCCUGAUGAAGAGGGCAGAAAGGCAGCUGUACAGUUCCUACACUCAGGUGACCUUUUUUCGCUAUCAGAAGCCAACUGUUCACGGAGAUUUGAGCUAACAGAUCUACAGGGGACUCCACCUGAGAUACUCCUUCACCAUGUCAGAAGGCCACUGGACUACUUGCUGCAUGCCACCAACUUCCUUAACAUGAUAUUCCAGGCUAGUGACAUGCGUGAAUCCAGCAUAAGGGAGGAUAUGGAAUGGUAUCAUGCCUUGGUUCGAAGUCUGGCAGGAGGGGAUCCACAUAUACACAAGGCCAUGCUCUCCUUUACUGCACACCCCAUGUCCUCCAAACCCCAGCUGCUUCUUCAGGCCACCAAGGUGGGCCAUGAAAUUCUGCUUCAGGACCUGUCUUUAUCCCUUCAUCGUGUCAGACACAGGAUAGACUUUGGUAACUGGAGCAUCUUUCAAGCCAACCCUUCUCUUACCAAAGCAAUUCUACUAAAUGACCUCCAGAGCCUAGAAACUCCCAAGUGGAGUCGGGGGGACAGCUACAUUGUGGACCCAAGCCAUGUUCAGUGGUCAAAACCCUUUCUGGAGUGUGAGGGCAGUCGUUUUGUACAAGGAUGGAUGGUCUCACUGUCCACUGCUUUUUAUGGGCUCAAGCCUGAUCUGAGUCCAGAGUUUAAGGGAACCUUGCAUGUAGACGUGCGAUUGUUGAGUCUGGGGAUAGACCAAUGCUCCCAAAGCUCUACCUGGUUUGCCAACACUCACAGCUGUGAUGAGAACAGUACACAGUGCGUGUCGGAUGAAAGAGACGGCUCCAUCUUGGGCAGGUACCGAUGCAUGUGCCAGCCUGGCUAUUACAGGAGACAGCCCGAGGGCCAAGACAACUCUUACCUUGGGGCCACGUCCUGUCUACCUUGUAGUAAAGGCUGCGCCACUUGUGUGGAUAGCUCGCCGUGCACGGUGAAAGAAGAAUGGGCUCUGCGGGUGACUGUGCUGUCAUUACAAGCUUCUGCAAUGUUGGGAGUCUUCUUGAGUAUGCUGGUGUCUUACAACUUCCGAGAGAGCAAAAGGAUUCGAGCCUCGGGUCUUCUGCUCCUGGAGACAAUCCUUUUCGGGUCACUGCUGCUCUACUUUCCAGUAUUUAUCGUGUAUUUUAAACCCGGCGUGUUUCGCUGCAUAGCACUCCGAUGGUUCCGUCUACUUGGGUUCUGUAUAGUAUACGGGACCAUUGUGCUAAAAUUGUACAGGGUAAUGAAAGUGUUCCUAUCGAGGACGGCCCAGCGCGUCCCCUACAUGACGAGUAUGCGCUUACUACGAAUGCUGUGCAUCAUAGUGACGGUUUGUAUCUGGUUCCUUGCGGCAUGGACUGUAGGGACACUGGAGAAUUUGCAAAGAGGUGUUCCUGUGGUCAUCCGCACACAAACGCAAGAAGGCCUGAUCUUUUACACAUGUGAUUAUGAUCGCUGGGACUACAUGAUGUCCCUGGCCGAGUUGCUCUUCCUCUGUUGGGGCAGUUACCUGUGUUACGGAGCUCGUACGGUGCCAUCUGCUUUUCACGAACCGCGUUACAUGGGACUAGCCAUACACAAUGAGAUGCUUAUAUCUACUGCAUUCCAUAUUCUCAGGUUUGUUAUGGUCCCAUCACUUCAUCCGGAUUGGACACUGCUUCUCUUCUUCAUUCACACACAUGGAACAGUCACAAUGACACUCACCCUGAUGUUUGUGCCCAAGUUCUUGCAUGCAGGAGGCCCUCCGAGAGAAGAAAUUGCCGAGGUGUAUGAAGAUGAAUUGGACCUAAGGAGGUCAAGAUCCAACCUAAACAGCAGCAUCACAUCAGCCUGGAGCGAGCACAGCCUGGACCCUGAUGACAUCAGAGAUGAACUGAAGAAACUUUAUGCUCAGCUGGAAGUCCACAAAACAAAGAAAAUGACUCUAAACAAUCCCCAUCUGCAGAAGAAACGCAGCUCUCGAAGGGGACUUGGUCGAUCUAUUAUUCGACGUAUCACUGAAGUCCCAGAUUCAAAGCAAAGUGGACGCGAGGAACGAGAAGGAUCACCAGGUUCUACCGGUGGACAAAGGCGGAGGCAACAGGACAGUAGCAGUGUUAAACUGCGCGAAGAGUCUUUGAGGCAGAGAGUUCUCUCCUUAAGAAAGUCACAUAGCACUUAUGACCACAUGCAAGAAUCCAAGGAUACAGGAGCCACUUCCCCACGUUUGGAAAGCUCAGCACGGGACGCCUCCUUACGAGACUCCCUCAUGCGACGAAAUCUUGCUCGGAAUGUAUCACUACGCUCACGUGGUGAUUCUCUUCGUCAGGCCCCCUUGGUUUGUAAAUCUCUUAGUGCCCACAAUCUACUAGCUGAUAAAAAGCCAUUGAGUGUACAGCCUGGCACUCUACAGAAAUCCCAUAGCAUGAUGGGAAGUGCUAGAGGAAAGGGACCACUAACAGAUAUGUCCACAGAGCGAACAAUGGAAGGAAGCCGAAACCCUUUGUUGGGUGGCAGCUUUGACAAAGCAGAAGUUUGUCCGUGGGAAGUUCAAGAACUCCCAACACAGUGUGAAAAUCGGUCACAGAAACACGUCACCUAUGCACCAGGAAAAUGCAGCAGUUUGGACAGCUCUCAUUCAUCAGAAAAGCCACAUGGCUCACGUGUAAAGAAGGGAGAUGUGGUAGGGAAGCACCACAGUUUAGGCAGUAGUGAAGAACCCAAGAGUCCAGAGGAGGGUCAUCGAUGUUGGAAACAAAAUGAAACUGAGAACUCUUCUCCUUUAACCAUUAAGCCUGGAACAGUACAAAGUGAAGCAUCCAAAGAUACAGGCUUAGCAACAACAGGUACAGGGGUGAAGUCAGAGUCAAUAGAAACCGCAAGGCCGCCAUACAAGAACACCCUAAAAAGUCUGGUUCUUGCAGUCAGGGCAUUUAAAGGAACAGCUGUGUUAAGAGAAAACAAGGAAAGGAUGAGACAAGCUGUAGACGGGACUGUAGACACCAAUAAACAGUUGCUUGAAGAGGUUUGUCCAUGGGAAACAGAAUCCAAUUAUACAGAGGAAAAGAAACAAAAACCUCCAGCAUUCAACAUGGCGGAAACUAAAGGGCCCAUAUGCUCCUCCCCACAGCCAAAUAAAAGUAUAGACACCCAGAUAAAACAAGAGGAGAAACAUUCUACUCCAAAACUCUCCAAACAUACCUCUCCGGCCAGCAGGUUAGAAAGAAUGAGCCAGUUGAGGGAAGCAGUCUGCCCUUGGGAAAGCAUGGAGGGUCCUAGGGAAUUUCAGCAAAAAUCAAAUAGCGUGGAAAGUAGAAGAAUUGAAAUAUGCCCAUGGGAGAGUACAGACAGCGAGGGUCCAGGAGGUCCACUUAGUCAGUCAGGCAGCAACCUUUCUUUCCACAGCCCUUCAGCAGAAGAAAAAAAAGGUCACAAUGAAAAUGUGUGGGAAGGGGAGGAGAAGAACGCAAGAACAGAGAGCUGUCAUUGGGAAAGGAAGAAUACAGAGAAGACAAGAAAAGAUAUAUGUCAUUGGGAAGCAGAUGAUGAGGUAUUGGAGAUGGGAGGUUUGAGUAGUAGCAAGCUUGCCAUGAAGCUAGAAGUACUUGGCAAGCAAAGAGAUGCCAUAUGUCCAUGGGAGAGUGAAGAAUCUGGAGGUUCUCCUGGUGUACUCAGCCAGUCACAGAGCAAGACAUUUGAUGGGUGUCCGGUUCAGUCUAAAACCUCUGAUAGUUUGGAUUUGGAAGCCAGGAGAGGUGAGAUAUGUCCUUGGGAAAGCCUAGAUUCUGAAGAGACUCCUGCAACCAUGAGUCAGUCCCAGAGCCACAGCUGGGAACCUUCUUCAAAGGUAAUGGAUGAAACAUCUACCUGGGAUUCAUCCCAGACGAGCAGGCCUUCAAAGAGUCCUCUAGUGAAGUCACAGAGUAAACAGGAUUCCUUAAGCAGCUGGUCAAGUGAGGACCCUCGGCCACUGACCAAAACCAUGAGUAAGAGCGAGAGCCGUAUUGGUGACCUCUAUGGCUCAGAAACUAAUGCUAAGCAUGAGAGGCGCUGUCACUACUCUCUAGUAGAAAAAAGUACGAGAUGUUCAGAUGAACCAGGGAGCAGUGUAAAGAACACAGUAGAUACAACUAGACAAAAGGCUGAAGCUGCAUGUGUGGAAAAGUCAAACAAAUUGUCGGAGAUCUGUCCCUGGGAAGUGCUCGAGGAACCCACUGAAGUCAAUGAGACCGAGGUGUCGGGAAGCAAAGCUGAUGUGUGUCCAUGGGACUUUCAGUAAAGUUUAUAUAAAAAUUUAUAGCCUAGAAAGUUUUAAAUGAGAAAGUUACAGUAUGAAUAAAUUGUGUGAGAGGUAGAACCUAAAGGCGAGUGUGAUGAAGCAGAGCCAAGUGUGUCAGAUUUCCUCAGAAAUUUACGUGUGAGUAUUUCAGCAAAGGAGAAUAUUAAUUUAAAAAAAAAUUUGAUUUUAAGAUGCAUUUUAAAAUAUCGGCAAUAUAGAAAUUGUUCUGCUUGCCAAAAUGAUGACAUAAAUCUGAUCCUUUGUCUGUGCCCAAAUCUACAAAUAAAAAGUAUUUCUUUUCUUCCCUGG